Candida tropicalis MYA-3404 is the source of this 495-nucleotide messenger RNA. RefSeq lists its product as uncharacterized. Gene Ontology annotation, cellular component: cellular bud neck; plasma membrane. The record is from RefSeq and is a predicted model, not a curated record. The transcript has a single exon. Bases 1 to 495 code for a protein of 164 amino acids. Lineage: Eukaryota; Fungi; Ascomycota; Pichiomycetes; Serinales; Debaryomycetaceae.
AUGUUUCUUUCUGAUAUAAAAAGAGAUGUACUCGAUAGUGCAUCAGAUGCUGGUAAAUCAGUAACUUCUUUUGCCAAUUCUUUUAAAAGUUAUGAUACAUGUAUGAACAAUACUGGAUGUAAAGUGGUUUUCAUCAUUGGUUGUGUCCUUGGUGGACUUUUAGUUAUAUGGAUUUUAACAACUAUAUUUCAAUGUUUAUUUAUGGGUGCUAAAUGUAUUGAAGCUUGUUGUUGUUGCUGUUGUCGUGGUGGUAAUCAACAAACUGUCGUCUAUGAAAAACCUCCACAAACUUAUGUCAAUCCAAAUAUGUAUCCUCCUCGUUAUGAUCAACAAUAUGCUUAUCAACCUCAAGCUCCUCCAAUGACUGCUUAUCCUGGAUAUAAUAGAAAUGCUUCUUCUGCAUCUGAAUACAGUUAUACUAGAGGUGAUGGAUAUCAACCUGUCGGAGGGUAUUCUCACAAAUCAGACCCAUUUAGUGAUCGAUACAAGAGCUAA